Messenger RNA from Lathyrus sativus (Indian pea), 1071 nucleotides. The record is from the annotation of a GenBank genome assembly. Lineage: Eukaryota; Viridiplantae; Streptophyta; Magnoliopsida; Fabales; Fabaceae.
AUGGCUACCUUCACCGUUGCAACACUAUCACCGUCGUCUUCUCGUUUAUUCGCUCCGGUUCGUUACAAUCUUCAUCCGAGCCAACUCAGGCCGAACCUCCUGUACAAGAAUUGGCACCUUCCGAGGCUGCCGCCUCUAAAAUGUUCCUCUUCAUCUUCGGAACCGGAAACCUCCGCAACUGAUUGGACCUACAAGCUGAUUUCAGGACUUGCCGGAAUUGGAUUCCUCGAAACCUCCUAUCUUGCUUACCUUAAGCUCACUGAUUCCGAUGUCUUUUGCCCCGUCGGCGGUGACACCUGCUCCAAUAUACUCAAUAGUGAUUACGCCGUCGUUUUUGGUGUACCUCUUCCUUUGAUUGGAAUGGUUGCGUAUAGUUUUGUAGCUGCUCUUAGUCUUCAGUUAGCUACAAAGGAGAAUUUACCUUUUGGGAUUAACAAAUCCAGUGCUCAAUUGGUGUUGCUUGGAAGCACAACCUCAAUGGCAACUGCUAGUGCUUAUUUUUUGUACAUUCUAACCACAGCGUUCUCUGGAUCAUCUUGCUCAUAUUGUCUGCUUUCGGUCCUCUUGUCAUUUUCCUUAUUUUUCAUCACACUCAAGGACAUUGGGUUGCAAGAGAAGUUUAAACAACUCGGUUUGCAGUUGUUUAUUGCUAGCUUAGUGAUUCUCACGCUGAACACCUCCUAUAGCAGUGCAAAAUCUGAUGCCUCAAGCGGAGCUAAAAUUGAGCUGCCGUAUUUUGCAACCGAGAUUACAGCCCCAUCAAGCCCCUUUGCACUAUCUCUAUCAAAGUAUUUGCACUCCAUAGGAGCUAAAAUGUAUGGAGCGUUCUGGUGUUCACACUGUCUGGAACAAAAAGAGAUGUUUGGACGUGAGGCAGCCAAGCAAUUGGAUUAUGUAGAAUGUUUUCCCGACGGAUAUCGAACAGGAACUAAAAUGAUUGAUACAUGCAUAGAUGCCAAGAUAGAAGGUUUCCCUACAUGGAUUAUCAAUGGCAAGGUUCUGAGUGGUGAAGUAGAAUUAUCAGAGCUGGCACAAAUGUCUGGUUUUAGUGAAUCUGAUCAACCUAGUUAA